This is a messenger RNA of Ctenocephalides felis (cat flea), 4955 nucleotides long. Its product is annotated as dentin sialophosphoprotein-like. NCBI's taxonomy places the organism in Eukaryota, Metazoa, Arthropoda, Insecta, Siphonaptera, Pulicidae. The coding region runs from base 137 to 4876 and encodes 1579 amino acids. The record is from RefSeq and is a predicted model, not a curated record. The transcript has 8 exons.
CAAAACGGAAUGAAAGUUGUAAAGAUGAACACUUAGAACAAUUUCUUUGGAGCAUGCAAAACUACCGGUUCAAAAUGAUGCCAAAUGUACUUCUGAUCCUGAUCCUGAUUCAAAUAAAGAAUCAGUAUCCAGUGGCAUGGAUCAAGAAAUUGUCUUAAUUGACAAAUUGCACAAUUUGACAUCACUAAAGCACAAUGAAAGUUGUAAAGAUGAACACUUAGGAACAAUUUCUUUGGAGCAUGCAAAACUUCCGGUCCAAAAUGAUACCAGUUCAUCUGUUCCUGAUGUUUCUGAUGAUAAAUUAAAAUCUACAGAAUCUUCUGAUGAAUCAAAUACGCAACAUGAAACUUCUCCAAUUGCAACAUCAAAAACUACAGAAAAAAGUGAUGGAUCUUUUUUAUCUAAAAAUGAUUCCGUAGAACAAAUACUGGAGCAAAAUUCGGGGUUUGAUGAACAAGUAUUCAGAACAAAUAGUGAUACCAGAAACACACCUACAAUUUUAAACAGAACAUUCAGCCUUGGGUUCAAUGAUGAAACUCCUAGUCCUGAAAUAGAUCCAAAAAUUAUAGACAUCGAUUCCUUCAAAACAAGCACGCCUUCUAAGAAACACAAAAAGACCAGUUUAUCAGAAAGUCCUAAAAAAUCACCCAGAAAACCAAAUUACGACUUCCUAAAAACCGGGCAGAUCAAUUUGGAAUCCUGGGAUAAAUUCUUAGGCGACAGUUUCGAACGUAAUAACGAAGACGAUGACUCUGUUUUCGAUGAUUGCGAUAAAGACUUGAAUUCAUCAAGUUCCAAGGAUGAAAAAAUCCAGAUUAAGGAUUUGGAAAAUCUUACGGGCGAUGAAUUUUUCUUGGUUCCACCAGCUGAUACGACGAGCGACUCGUCGUUUAAGGAUCUUUCGGAAAAUACUGAUGAUAAUAAAGAGAAUAUUAAAUAUCAAGAAACGUCGUCUUCUGAUACAACAGAUUCAGAUCUUAAAUUUCAUUCUACCAAUAGUGACGAGGAGCAGGAUAGCGUCAAGUUGGCAGAGAUUAGGAGGGCGUUGAUUUUAUCCUUGCCGGAUGCUCAGGGCCCGAGGACCAAGGAGGACACCAGCGAUUACGAGAGCGGAACCAAAUCUGCGCAAAACACACCAGACAAUGUGCAGUCGCAGAAGAGGAAUAUUUUAGGGGUCCUGGAAGCUGGUUUCAGUGGUUCCUCGACCAGUUUUCCGUUUCCUGAUUAUUUUUCGGUUCCGGAAAAUGAAGGCGGCGGCACGUCGGAGGAAAGGAACGAAAUUUAUAUCAGAUAUAAUGCUGCCGGUCCACUAAGCCCAAUUAUGGAGGACUGGGUAGGAGAAAACGACGAUGAUAAAUCCCAUCAGGAUCAAAUGAAUGAUCAAAAACUAUCUUCAUCGGAUAGUUUGUGUAAAACAUUCAUCAUAAACGACACCCUGGGAGAUAGUACAAGUUACAGUGACAGAAGUGCAGCUCUAACAAGCGACAAACCUCGUCAAGUUUUGGGUUCCUGGUGCUCCAACGACACCUUGUUCAAUGUAGAAGACGCCUUGGACGUGGAAAAGAUCACCUCACCAGCAGAAAUCACAGGCGAAGAAUUCAAAUGUGAUUUGGAUAAAUCUAAAGCAUCUUUUGUCAUCUACGAUGAAACUCAAGACUUAGAUAAUAGUGAAAAACAGUUGGAUAAUGGAAUGAAUCUAAUUCAUCAGGAUCUGAAGACUAUAAUGGAUGAUGAGAAGGAAUUGAAGAGACAUAGGAGUUUUGAUGGAAAAUUGGAUGUGAUUUGCGGGGACUCGCCGGAUGUGUCCGGUUUUGAGGAGUCAACUUUGCAAGAAAAUUGUGAUAAAUAUAAGGAUGAUGGAGAAAACAAAUCUGUGGUACCAGAUCUUUCUGUUGUAGAAAAUCAAGUAAACCCUGACAGUACAUUAAAUUUAAAAGGUGAUACAAAAGAAAUUUUUAACAAAGAUGCGAUUUUACUCGACGCACCAGUAAUACAAGAAAUCAAAGAAGAGGUAUUAGAGAUUCAAGAUUUAGUUGAAUCUUUCAAACCAGUUUGUGCAGGGGACGUCAAUAUUUUGAAUGAUGUGUCUAACAAUGCAAUGGUUAAAGAGAAAACAGAUCUGGAAACGUGCACAAAUCUUGGAAUCAAUUUAAAUUGCCAUAAAUCGGCGGAGCAAAUUUUUACGGAGGAUUUGCCGAAAGAAGUGGUACUUGUUACUGAUUUAGACAAUGAUGGUAAUAAGAAUCCAGAUCCAGAGAAAACUGAUACUCUGGUAACAGAUGACGAAAAUUUUGAUUCGAAACAUCCAAUUAUUACCCAAGAUGAUGUCGAUAAGGGCGUUAUAGAUAAGUCGGAGUUAAAUGAAGUUACCUUAGAGCCUGAUAAUUUAGAUCUGCAGAUAAAAUCUGCAGAUGAAAUUCUUAAUUAUUCAUCCAAUGAUCAAAAUUUAAUAAGCUGCUUUAACAAUAUUUCAGACAGCGGCGUACAAUUUGAUAUUUCCGAAAAGGCAGAGAAAAAAUAUCAAAAUUGCGCAAAUAAUAUUUCUGUAGUUUGUGCAAACAUGCUGGAGGCUGAAAGAAUUCCAGUGCCAAUUAAAGCACAAGAUAUUAACUCAUCUGACGAUAUCCAGAACAAAGAAAACAUAAUAACCUGUGAUAAAAUUCUAGGAUUGCAAGAUCCUUUCCUCGUUAACAAUGGUCUAAAUACUAAAGACCCAAAAAUAUUUCAUGUAAAUAGGGUCAUGGAAGAUACAUACAAAAUACCUGAUGGUAGUACAAAAGAUUUAUCAACUAAUGUGAUAAAAUUGUCUAAUGACAAAAAUUUCGACGAGAAGGAAAAUAUAUCUGGUAUCUGUACGAUAGCCACAAACGCACAACUUCAAUCAGCAUUGGCAGAGAAAUCGCAAAACACUCCUGUUAAAAAGUAUUUGAUUAAGAAAAGUGAUACUAAACUUAAUUUUUUACCAGCAAUCGCUGAUGAUAACUGUGAUGUGAAUGGUACAAAGUUGAACGGUAGCUCGAGUUUUAAAAAUGGUGGUAUGUAUGAUGGUGCUGAUGGUGAUGAUGAUGAUGAUGAUGAAAAUAGUUGUAGUGAAGAGGAAAAUGAGGAUACUAUUUCUUCAAAUAGUGAGGAUUAUGAUACUCUAACGUCGUCUUCGCAGUCUGGACAAGAGUACGAGCUACAACGUGAUAACAAUGAAGAUGAAGAUAAGGGCAGUCUCGAAAUUAGCGCUGAUCAGGCGAGAGUAGUCAUUCAACAAUGUUUGUUUAACUUAGAUGGUGAGAACGAUCCUUGGACUUCGUCGAACAUCAAAUUUUCAGAAAGCGAUAUAAUGACCACCUCCUUCAGCUCCGAAUCUCCGAUGCCAAGUCCGCAAACGAACGAAUGCGUCCAAUCGAAAUUUGGACGCCAACAAGAAGACUCCAACCAAAGUUCGCCCAACGAAAAUUUGGACGACGACACGGGUUGCGAGAGCGAAGACACGAGCGAAGAAUUCGAAUGGAAAUCUGGAAACGAACAAAUUGAAACGACCAACACCAACACCAACAAUGUUCAAAUCGACACUUCUAAAAACGAUAUUGAAAAUGGUACGAAUGACACUGAUGAAGUCAAUUUGGACACUACGUUGACCGAUGAUACGGUGAAUGGUGAUGGCAAACCGGAAAUUUCUGUGGAAAACUAUGAUGAAAAUCAGGAGUAUGAUAAUGAUGAUGAUGAGAGUAGUGAUGAAAGUGAGGAGAUUGAGUUUAUACCUUCUAUUUGGAACUCGUCUGCGGUUCCUUCAAGAUCGUCUUUGAAAAGCCCUGAAAAUAAUACAGGUAAUAGAGAAGGGAAAUCUGUUGUGUUUAAAAAAGAAAAAUAUUUAUCUGUGUACGAGUACCCGAGAGAGCAGGAACACUGUUCGUAUAUUGAGCCGAUGUAUGAUAAUAGCCUAGCUUAUGCACCUAAUGGACCUGUUUUGUGUUUUGAUAGAUUCUUCGUCACUUCAACCACACUGCCAUUCAACGAGUACGAAUUUUACCCAACAAGUUCAGAACCAACAAAAGACUUCGACACGACCACGGAGCAAUUCAACUGGGAAACCGAGGAAUCAACCAGCAACAAUCCCUUCGAUUCUGAAGAUUUGUUAAAUUCAACAACCGAAUUUGGCGACUCACAAAGUCCUGGAUUACAACCCGACGAUGAAGACCAGUUUUCCCUGAAUCCAAUGCCUGGAGGUGAGCAAAUGUACGAAUUUAAUGAUCAAAAUCUGUUCGAAUUUGGAGUAGAUUCCGAUUGGAAUCAAGGAAAUGAAGAAGUAACUAGUUUCAUUUCGCCCGAUACUCCAGAUUCUAAUAAUAGUCAGAUUACGUUGAAAUUUAACACCGAUGGACCCAAGUUGUCCAGGAGUGACUUUGCUACUCCAGAUAGCGGAAUUGAAAUCACGCCAAAUACUGAUAAUUUUAACAAAUCCAUGAAAUUUUCUGAUAUUGAUACGAACGAAAGCGGUAAUAAUUACGAUGAUACUCAAAUUUUGUUGGAAACUAAUGGGAGGGUUAAGGAGAAUAAAGAUUUUAAUAAUAUUGAUAACUUAGGAACCCUGUGCCAUACAAAAAGUACUUUAAAACUACCCUUAAAUGUAAGAGACAAAGAAGCAGCGCUGAUUAGUACAAAUAAUGAUGAUGAAAUCGAUAAACAAAUAAUUAGUGAGCAAGAAAUAACAAAAACAGAUGAUGAAUUACAUAAUGCAUUGAAUGUGUUAAAACAGACUUUAGAUACGGUUAAAACCAACGAUAAGGAAUUACUUCUGAGUGAUGUUGGUUCCACAAAUAGCGGUGACGAAGAUUCAGGUAUUGAUAGUGCUACUACCUUAAUAGAUAUCAACAAUAGAUCAUAAUUUCGGUUAAGGAAUGUUCACUGUUAUAUAUGAUAUACACAUACAAGUUUUUAAUUAAUUUCUAACACAAAGUUACUUG